UUUGGUACAGGGAGAAAAGGAGGCCACAAAGGCCGGGCAAGGCAGUACACGAGUCCUGAAGAGAUCGAUGCGCAGCUCCAAGCAGAAAAGCAGAAGGCAAGGGAAGAAGAGGAGCAAGAAGAGGGAGGCGAAGGAGCAACAGGGGACCCCAAAAAGGACAAGAAGUCUUUAGAUUCAGAUGAGAGCGAUGAAGAUGACGAGGACUAUCAGCAAAAGCGCAAAGGCGUGGAAGGGUUGAUAGACAUAGAGAAUCCCAAUCGUGUAAUUCAGACAACCAAAAAAGUAACUCAGCUGGACCUGGAUGGACCCAAGGAACUCUCGCGACGAGAGCGGGAGGAGAUUGAGAAACAAAAGGCGAAAGAAAGAUACAUGAAAAUGCACCUCGCUGGCAAAACAGAACAAGCCAAGGCAGAUCUCGCCCGACUAGCCAUCAUUCGGAAGCAAAGGGAAGAAGCUGCCAGGAAGAAAGAAGAGGAAAGAAAAGCAAAAGACGAAGCGGCGAUGGCAGGUAAAAGACUGCAGUCCCUGUCCCUUAACAAGUAAGCGCAGGACACGCGAGAGGAGGAAUCGCCAGGAAGCCGUGCCUGGUGCCUGCCAGGAACUCUGUCGUGUUGCAUACCAUGGGUGCCACGCAGGGUACACUGCGGCAUCGAAGUCACCUCCACCUCCAAGAGACACUGACGAUGUGUUUGUCUUCAUCCUGGCACAGAUUUCCA
This is a messenger RNA of Oxyura jamaicensis (ruddy duck), 716 nucleotides long. It is a transcript of the gene PDAP1, whose product is annotated as PDGFA associated protein 1. The transcript is spliced from 5 exons. NCBI's taxonomy places the organism in Eukaryota, Metazoa, Chordata, Aves, Anseriformes, Anatidae. Gene Ontology annotation, molecular function: RNA binding. Gene Ontology annotation, cellular component: cytosol. The record is from RefSeq and is a predicted model, not a curated record. The annotation marks the transcript as partial.